CCUCCUUACCUAAUAGUUUAGUUAGUGACGGUUGAGAAGCUACAUUGUCCUGGUCAAUCCAUAUGCGAGCUUACAUGAUUUUUGAUAUCUGAGUUGGAAGCUUUAAUUGGUAUUUGUUGGACUGGUUUUAAUCUCCGGCAGAGGUUUUGCCGCCAAGUUCUCUCCAGAAGCAUUCAGUUACCAGUUUGGAGCCGCCCCGCCAUGGAUUCCACCGGCCAAAGGGGCAAUGCUAUCUCCGCUUUGACAUCAGAAAGACCCCAUUUUUUCAAGAUAAUUCUUGAAGAUACAAUCAAAGCAGAAAAACUUGGGAUACCAAGAAAGUUCGUGAAAAAUUAUGGAAGCCGCCUACCAAACUCAGUGUCACUUAUGGUUCCAACUGGUGCAGUUUGGCGGGUAGAAUUAUUAAAACACGAUGACGAUAUCUGGUUACAGAGCGGAUGGACAAAAUUUGCAAAAGAUAAACUAUCCAUGCGACAGACCUGUGAGUAGUGAGGAGCCUAAAGUUGAUGAAGAAUGGGAAAAGCCUGAGAUGGAAAGAACUGCGGAUAACUGGAUGACCUCACUACAAGCUAGAGAGCAAGAGAGACGUCAGCCGUUAAAUCUCCUUGCCCCCACAAGAAGAUUAGAAAUGAAUCAGCUGGUCAAACAGGGAGCAUUUCCUUGUCAGUUCCAUAUUCUAGACAAAAUGGUAAAUAUAGUGGGCCAAAGGUUGGUACUUCAUAUCGUUAUGGCAAAAAAAUUGGAGGUAAGAAGCCUUUGUCUUGCUUUUCCUCUUAUCUCAAAUGUAAUUCUGUCCUGUCUCGAAAGUCAUAAUUAUAUAUGAUUUUUAUUGGUAAGUCAUAAUUAUAUAUGAUGAUUGGCUUGCUAAUGAAUCUUAGAAAACUGUUCUGCAAAGUGAAAACAGGGAUGUCUAGUGGUUGGAGAAGGUCGGAAGCUGGUGUUGUUAAGGGGAAGGAGACAUUGAAGUCCAACGAAAAGGUUAAAGCUUUCCAGAGAGCCAGUGCUUUUCAAUCUGAAAAUCCUUAUUUCAUGGUUGUGAUGCAACCAUCUUAUGUUAAUCCUGGAGGUAGAUUGAAGAUACCAGUAGAGUUUGGCAGAGACCAUCUUCCUGGAAAAAGGCGCAAUGAUGUCCGCUUGUGUGUUCCUGAUGGGAGAACUUGGUCUGUCGAAUAUCUCUGUUCUCCACCCCCACCAAAGUCGAAACGAGCAUUUGGUGAUGGCUGGAAGGAAUUUAUGCAAGAAAAUAGUUUGAAAAUUGGUGAUGUUUGUGUCUUUGAGUUGAUCAAUUCCUCCAGAAUCACAUUUAAGGUUUUCAUUUUCAAAGUUCUUGAAUAUCCAAAUAUUCAUCUGUCUCUAGACCAUGGAUGCACACUCAAAAUGCUUGAGCCUGAAGAAAGCUUGGAGACAACUAUUUUACCGGAUUUUACUGGCAAUCACGAAAGUGGGAUCUCUGAAUUGUCUGACCUAGAGACGAGCAAUGAAGCACAAACCCAGCUGUAAAUACAUUAUAACCUCUUAUAAUUUAUGAUUGUCUUUUGAUCGGGAUUACGAAAUAUAAGCUAUAACGAAGACGUAUCAAUGAUUUUUUUUCCUAUUUUUUUAAAAAACAGUCUCCUUGUAUAAAACCGAAAUGCG
Tripterygium wilfordii is the source of this 1635-nucleotide messenger RNA. RefSeq names its product B3 domain-containing protein Os11g0197600-like. The transcript is spliced from 5 exons. NCBI's taxonomy places the organism in Eukaryota, Viridiplantae, Streptophyta, Magnoliopsida, Celastrales, Celastraceae. Bases 850 to 1500 code for a protein of 216 amino acids. Gene Ontology annotation, molecular function: DNA binding. The record is from RefSeq and is a predicted model, not a curated record.